Sporisorium graminicola is the source of this 1443-nucleotide messenger RNA. RefSeq lists its product as uncharacterized. The coding region runs from base 1 to 1443 and encodes 480 amino acids. Gene Ontology annotation, molecular function: DNA-binding transcription factor activity, RNA polymerase II-specific; zinc ion binding. Lineage: Eukaryota; Fungi; Basidiomycota; Ustilaginomycetes; Ustilaginales; Ustilaginaceae. The transcript has a single exon. The record is from RefSeq and is a predicted model, not a curated record. Gene Ontology annotation, biological process: regulation of DNA-templated transcription.
AUGAGCUACAUCAGCAGCGGAAGCAGCUCCUCGGGAGCCACCCCCUUUUCAGUUGGUCCUUCCAGCUCGACAUCUCGCAGCCCCUCCGUCGAGCCCUCCGCUCCUUCUUCCUCCUCCUCCAAGAAGCAACGACGUCUCACGCUGCAAGACAUCCACAUUCCCGCCGGUUUUGAAAUCGCCAAGGACCUCGGCGAGGCUGGUACCGAAUACCCGUCGGAGGAAAACAUCCAGAAGGCAGCGGAAGUGCUGCAGUCGCUUCGUGGUCGCAUGCCUGACGGCUCCGAUGGCCAGGUCGCUGCAUGCGACUACUGCAGGCGUCGCAAGAUUCGCUGCGAUCGCACCAAGCCCACCUGCGGCAGCUGUGUCGCAUCAGGACGCAAGUGCACCACCGAAGACAUGCUGCGUAAGCGCGGUCCGCCGUCCAAGAAGGAGCGUGCUAUCCUCGAAGCUGCCGGCAUUAUCUUCCGCGGUACAAGGCCCCACAGGAGACGCAGAACAGCCACCACCUCACUUGGUUCCGGUGCCGCCAAGAGGCAGCAGGAACAGAUGCUCAGAAAGGUAGAGGAGGUGGCGGGCACACGUACGCGCGCCAACUCGACCAACUCGGGCGACACUGCAGCUAUGGCGAGCAUGGUGAACAACCUUGACGUCGCAAGCAAGAACUCGUGGAUGGAGAUGCUCAGCAUCGCCACGCGCUCGGCCAACCCUUUCGCCGACUCUCCCGCUUCGUCACCCUCGGACAUCUCGGCGCACGACGCCUUCCGCACCGACGCUGCAGCUUGUGAUUACAUGCUGCCUCACCAAGUCUCUCCCAUGCCACCUCGAGGCGCCAUGGACGGAAUGUACAGCGGUUCGCAAUGGGACAACACGUGGGUGCAGUAUGGCGCUGAUCUUCGCGGCAAGCAUGCCUCUCAGGGCCCCGUCCCCACUUUGGAGCUUCCCAACCUCUCUGCUUUCGCCUGCAACGCCCACAUGGACAGCAAGGACGUCAUCACGAGGUCGCCACUCGCUUCGUUUGAUGCAGGUGCCCUCGAUUGGUCCGCAUCCAAUGUGUCGCCGUCGCACUACCAGACCAUGUUUUCUCAGGAAACCGCCGUGCCUCCGCCGCCCUUUGAUCAUGAGGUCAACCUGCCAGUGGUCCACGUCGAUCCGCAGAUCAUGGUUCCUCACCAGCAGUCCCAUCCUCACCAGCAGCAAGCGCAAGGGCUGCAGCCUUUCAUCAGCUCGCCGACGGGUAUGGCUGCCGAAGCCAUCGCCUUUCAGACUGCCAUGGGCCACUUUUUUCCCAAGACAGAGCCUCUGACGUCCUCUAACAUGUCAUCGUCGUCGUCCCAGACCGCCGAAGUGAGCACCCCUUCCGAGCUCGAUCAAUUCAUCUCCAUGGGCGAUCAUUACUAUCAACACCAACAGCAGCAACACCUGCCGUUUGCGCUGUCUUACUGA